AUGCUGCUUUCAGUCAAUAGGAAUCCUAAGUCUCUAUGGACCACCCGUCGUGGUGAUCCAAAGCGUGAUGCUCUUGCUGCCAAGGCUGCGGCGGGGACAACCCAGCCGGGGAUUGUCCUUGAAGGCUCUUCCGUAGUCAACGACGCCGUUGACUACGAAGACGGCGACGUGGAGAUGGAGGGGGGCGAGGCCUCUUCAAGCAAGAACAAGGAGUCUAUCAACAGCGAUAGUCUCGACCCGCAUGCCGGGUUGAGACGCCCUCGCGAGGAAGACGACUCGGACGCUUCGAGCUCGAAGCGUUCGCACGGCGAGAUCUGCGUCAACCGCGUGGGCAACACCGUGCCUCCAAAUGAAAUCCCGCUGUACGUAUGCAGCGUCAUCCACGACGAUGCUGUGGCGGAGGAACAGCACUUUGAUACGUUAACGAAUCAAAGGCGCGAUUACUACAUCGGGCUCUUCCAAGAGCGCCGGUACUUCUCCAACAAGAAGACUUCUUCUCGCAGCAAAGUGCCUGAGUGGCAGGCACUUUGUCAAAGUUGGAAUGCUUUUGUUGAGAACUUCAACAAGAAACCGGCCGCUUACCGCGAGCGGGUUAUGCAUGCCCGUGAACGCUUCGAGACGUUCUCGACGCGCGGGCGGCUGAACCAGCUCAACAGAUCCUCUGUGGACGCUGCGCGCUUGAGCGACCGCGACCUAAACGGGUACACGACGAUUCGUGUGCCUGCGAGUCUCAAGGAUCUCCGUGCCAAGUUCUUGGCACGCGAGGAACGCGACGAUCGUGGGACUUCGGGCGCUGCGGGUGACUACAGCGCUCGCACUACCUUCGCGCCGGCACGUGUUGAGCCGCGGGCGUCGCGGAUCGGAGGCGGCGGUGGUGGGAACUGA
This is a messenger RNA of Phytophthora sojae, 885 nucleotides long. RefSeq lists its product as hypothetical. NCBI's taxonomy places the organism in Eukaryota, Oomycota, Peronosporomycetes, Peronosporales, Peronosporaceae. The coding region runs from base 1 to 885 and encodes 294 amino acids. The transcript is spliced from 5 exons. The record is from RefSeq and is a predicted model, not a curated record.